CAAUCAUGGGCAAAAACUUGGGAACAUAAGGGAAUUUUGGGUUUUUGCUCUCUGUUGUUGAGACUGAAACAAGAGAAAGCACAGAACUUUACCCCAAAGAUCUUCCCUUUUUAUUCUCCUCUGAGAAACCCCUCAAUCUUGUUCUUGUUCCAGUGUUUGGAUCUGCACUUUUUGCAGGUUUCAUUCUCGGGAACGAAGGUCAAUACCAAUUUUUCUCUCGCUGCUUCCUCUGGUUUUUCCCGCACAAAUAUACCAAAAGCUUCGUUUUUUCUCAGAUUCUCGAGUACCCUUUUGCGGAUUUUGGCUGUUUUCGCUGGAAGGAUAUCUAUUGAGCAGAACUUUUGCAGAAUUGUUGGGUGGUUGAAGGUUUGGAAGUUUCUCGAUUGGGGUAGCUUUUGGGUUCGUGAUAGUUUGAAGGGGAUUUGUCAGCUUGCUUGGAAACUCAGAAUUUAGCAUUCCCCAGUUGAUAAUGGUUCAAGAACUCAUGAAAGCUUAGCUCAUGGAUCCUGAAGUCAAAAAGUUUGGAGGAGGACCAAGGGAGUUGACAGGUGCUGUGGAUCUUAUAAGUCAUUUCAAAUUACUACCCCACUAUGAGUUUUUCUGCAAGAGGCCGCUUCCUGUGUCAGUUGCAGACACACACUAUCUUCAUAAUGUAGUUGGGGACACAGAAGUACGAAAAGGAGAUGGGAUGCAACUAGAUCAACUUAUUCAGAACGCAUCUUCCUCCAGAGAUACAAAUGCCCGUAUACAGCCUUUUGACUUGGAUGUUCUCAAGGAGGCUUUCCAACUAAGGGAAACAGCUCCUGUUGAUUUGCCUGCUGCGGACAAAGGGAUUCCAACUAUUGCAGGAAAAUCAAAAAGUGAAAAUAAAGACAAGGAGAAGAAGCAUAAGAAGCACAAAGACAGGGGGGACAAGGACAAGGACAAGGAUAAGGAGCAUAAGAAGCACAAACAUCGUCAUAAAGAUCGAAGCAAAGACAAAGAUAAGGACAAGGACAAAAAGAAAGAUAAAAGUGGGCAUCGUGAUUCCAGUGCUGAUCACUCCAAGAAACACCAUGAUAAGAAAAGGAAGCAUGAUGGAGACGAUGAUGUUAAUGAUAUGCACAAACACAAAAGGAGUAAGCAUAAGAGUUCAAAAAUUGAUGAAUUGGGGGCAAUAAAGAUUGCAGUCUAAUACAGUUACAUACUUUAGUUCACUUCUUUUCCUCAAUUGGUUAUUGUCAUUUGUUUGGAGGAGUCUUUGACUUGGAUCAUCAGAUUUCUUGAGAGUAGCUAGUGUUCUGACUAAAGUGUAUCAUGAAGGUGAAUUCACCUGAUGAAGGGAAAGGAUGAAAGGUAAAAUUUGCAGAAGGAAACUGUUAUUUGUACAAUAACAAUUAUCUUUUUUAUGACUGCUAGUAAUUUGCAAAACUUUGGUGGUUUUCCUUUUCCCCAGUUUUUUGGCGCACCGGAUAUCUCAACUUGUAUGAUUAUUUGGAUUUCUUUUAAAAACAUUCCGUAGUCUGUUUAUAAACUAAUCAAGUUUAAACUA
Messenger RNA from Lotus japonicus, 1531 nucleotides. Its product is annotated as mediator of RNA polymerase II transcription subunit 19a. NCBI's taxonomy places the organism in Eukaryota, Viridiplantae, Streptophyta, Magnoliopsida, Fabales, Fabaceae. Gene Ontology annotation, biological process: positive regulation of transcription by RNA polymerase II. Gene Ontology annotation, molecular function: transcription coregulator activity; transcription factor binding. The record is from RefSeq and is a predicted model, not a curated record. Bases 500 to 1174 code for a protein of 224 amino acids. Gene Ontology annotation, cellular component: mediator complex. The transcript has 7 exons.